AUGGAGGGUGUGCGCGGAGCUCUAGAAUACUCCGCUCGGGAAUAUGAUUUUAUAGUGUUUGGAGCGAGCGGCUUCACGGGACAGUUUGUUGUAUCUCAACUUGCUAAGCUGAGAGAUGAAGAGCCAACGCUGAAGUGGGCCGUAGGUGGACGUAGCAUGUCAAAACUUGUCAAUACUUUAAAGGAAGCUGGAAGCCGGGCAGGUACAUCCCUUGCUAGUAUUGACUGUCUUCUUGCUGAUUCCAAAGAUCCUGACUCUUUGGUAGAGUUGUGUGGGAAAGGCAGAGUAGUACUCAGUUGUGUAGGACCUUAUCGUUUCUGUGGGGAGCCAGUUGUGAAAGCUUGCGUUGAAGCUGGUACAAAUUAUGUUGAUAUAUGUGGAGAGCCACAGUUUUUGGAAGAGAUGCAGUUAAGGUAUGAUGCCCAGGCAAAAGAGAAAGGAAUAUACAUAGUUGGGAGUUGUGGAUUUGAUAGCAUUCCUGCAGAAAUGGGAUUGCUUUUCACCAAGAACAAAUUUGAAGGGGAUCUGAAUUCUGUUGAAAGCUUCAUCCAGAUUAAGUUUGCAGUACCAGAGGUCAAAGGAGCUAAGAUCAAUUUUGCAACUUGGCAGUCAGCUAUUCAUGGUUUUGCUCAUGAAGGGGAGCUGAAACCACUGAGAAAGUUGCUUUGUCCUGAACCCCUUCCAAAACCAACCCACAGGGUAAAAAACAGAGGAGUGUUAUUCUACAGUAAAGAAGUAGGGUCCUGGUGCAUACCAUUCCUGGGCAGUGAUAGGUCCAUAGUGUACAGGAGCCAAGUGAUUAGCUACAGAGACAGAAAGGAAAGACCAAUUCAGUUCCUACCAUACACAAAACUGCCAUCUUUGAUAAGUGCAUUGGCUGUGCUGUCUUUUGGAAUUGUCUUUGGAAUUCUGGCCAAAUUCAAAUGUGGACGUUGGCUUUUAGAAAAGUUCCCAGGAAUCUUCUCUGGUGGACUGGUAUCUAAACAGGGGCCACCUUUGGCACAGAUCCAAGGCUCUUCCUUUACAAUGACAUUCUUUGGGAAAGGCUACAGUCAGAUCCUUCCUGAUGCAGAUCAACAACACAAUGAAACUCCAGACAAGACCAUUGUCACACGUGUUACAGGACCAGAAGCAGGCUAUGUGACCACACCCAUAUGUAUGGUAGAUGCUGCCUUGGUGAUCCUGAGAGAGCAAAAUAUGUUGCCUGCUGGGGGUGGAGUGAUUCCUCCAGGAGCAGCUUUUGCAAAGACGAGCUUGAUUGAGAAGUUACAGAAGCAUGGCAUGAAAUUUGAAGUGCAACCAAGCACUUAAGUUUUCAAACAUUUCAUGACUGAAUUUAGAUGCAUGUGAUGUUUUUUU
Molecule: messenger RNA, 1359 nt
Organism: Lingula anatina
Lineage: Eukaryota; Metazoa; Brachiopoda; Lingulata; Lingulida; Lingulidae
Product: saccharopine dehydrogenase-like oxidoreductase
Biological process (GO): glycolipid biosynthetic process
Cellular component (GO): plasma membrane; mitochondrion; lipid droplet
Source: RefSeq, a predicted model, not a curated record